AUGCCGCCGAAACGCGUAAAGAAGGUGAUGACCCUUCCCAUCAAUGUCAUCUUCUCGCACCUACAGAAAAAGACUCGUGUGAGAGUAGGCUUGUAUGAAGACACUCGUCUCCAAAUAGAGGGCCAGAUUAUUGGAUUUGAUGAAUACAUGAACAUGGUCUUGGAUGAUGCCGUGGAAAUUGAUUCCAAGAAAAACAAACGAGUGGAGGUUGGAAGGAUUCUACUCAAGGGGGAUUCUAUUACCAUGCUGCAAGAAGCACAACCAGUAAGGCCGAUGCCAGCAGGUGGGGACUAG
Molecule: messenger RNA, 294 nt
Organism: Seminavis robusta
Lineage: Eukaryota; Bacillariophyta; Bacillariophyceae; Naviculales; Naviculaceae
Source: the annotation of a GenBank genome assembly